Messenger RNA from Fukomys damarensis (Damara mole-rat), 3558 nucleotides. Its product is annotated as centromere protein I-like. NCBI's taxonomy places the organism in Eukaryota, Metazoa, Chordata, Mammalia, Rodentia, Bathyergidae. The transcript has 3 exons. Bases 628 to 2847 code for a protein of 739 amino acids. The record is from RefSeq and is a predicted model, not a curated record. Gene Ontology annotation, cellular component: kinetochore.
GCUGGCGCCCCGCAGCUCUCUUCGGCCCGAGAGCUUAAGUCAGCCGCUAGUUUCUCUUCCCGAGGGUGAGGUUUCCCUGCGGGCUGACUGGGUGAGAGCUUUGUCUCCGCAGCUGCAGAAUGAUUUGGGCAACGGUGUUGGAGUAGUCCUCUGCCCUCUGUGAAGUUAAGAAACUCGAACACCUCUGAUGUUAUCUUGCUGAGAGUUUUAUUUGCGUUAUCUCAACUGGCCGUCUCUAACAGAUUAAUCAAUCUCCUUGUGAUGUGUUAAAAUCAAGGCAUAAAUUCCAAUUACAAGAUUAUAUAACUUUUGAGAGAUGUGGUUUUGAAUAAUGUUGCCCUCUUAAAAUGCACCCUAUUUUUCUCGGGAUCAGCCAGUGAGAUUCUGCAACCAUGACCUUGCAUGGAAGAUUCAUUGGAGCAGCCAGAACAAAGCAUCAGGCAACGGGAAGUCCAGCUCUUUGCUACUUGUUCAUGCAAGGGUGGAAGAGUCUUAAAUAUUUCAGCCAGUUCACAUAUCUUGGGAAUCAGUAAUAGUAUCAACGAGAGCGCAGCAUUUGAAUCCUGAAGGUGAUUUCUGGACUCUGGAAGUUGCAGGGCCUAAGAGGGUAUCAGAACAUAUAUAGUAAUGUUGCCUCAAAAGAGAGUUGAGAAUUCCCAGGCACGAAGUAGAACUUCACAAGUUAGGAAUACCUUUCAAACCAAUCUCUCAGCCUGGAAAGUAAAACAGAAACCAAGUGACGCAAAGACCAUCUUGAAACAAAAUCCAGUGGAAGCUCAUGAACAUACAGAUGAUCAAGCUGAAGACACUCUCCAAAUAGCAGUGGGAUACUGUGAGAAAGGUCCCAUUAAAACUUCAUGCAGUAAAGAUAAAAUUUUGGAAAAACACUUGAAAACUGUGGAAAAUGUAGCUUGGAAAAAUGGGUUGGCUCCAGAAGCAAUAGACAUUUUACUGAAUGUGGCACUCAGUGGCAAAUUUGGAAAUGCUAUAAACACACGGAUAUUGAAGUGUAUGGUUCCAACAACUUUAAUAUCAGGAAAUUCUGUGGUUAAAGCAGUCUCCUGGCUCUGUGUUGGCAAGUGUUCUGGUAGCAUCAAGGUACUUUUUUAUCGUUGGUUGAUUGUAAUGUUUGACUUCAUUGAUCAUAAGGAACAAAUUAACUUGCUUUAUGGCUUCUUUUUUGCUUCCUUGCAAGAUGGUGCACUGUGUCCUUAUGUCUGCCACUUGUUAUAUUUGCUCACCAAAAAAGAAAGUGUCAAACCAUUUCGUGUGAGAAAACUGCUUGAUCUUCAGGCCAAAAUGGGAAUGCAGCCACAUCUCCAGGCUUUGUUGUCACUAUAUAAGCUCUUCGUUCCUACUUUGAUUUCUGUAUCUUUGCCUAUAAGGAAGAAGAUCUACUUUAAGAACUCAGGAGAUCUGUGGAAUUCAGCUGUAUUUGCUGUGAGACUUAGAAACAAGGGACUUUUUUCAGAACCUCUAAGAUUGACAUUACGGCCAACUAAUUCCCAUCCUUUAAAAAGAAAAUGGAACUCUCACUCAUUUAUACCAGUACUAAAUUCUAGUAGCUCCAGUAACGGAUGUGGAAAAAAAGAGAUGAGUCUUUCUGAUUGUCUCAGUUGCGAUAGAUCACUUCCAUUAGAAAGGCUUCAGAGCUUCCCUCUACUCUUACAAAAUAUUGAUCGCUUAGAGCUGCCUUCUCAGAUGGGUUCAGUGCUAAACAACUCUCUGCUACUUCACUAUAUUAACUGUGUUGGAGAUGAGUCACUCUUACUGAGACUCUACCACUGGUUGAAUCAGACAUUACAAGAAGAAUGUAUUUGGUAUAAAGUAAAUAGUUAUGAACACAGAACAGAGUUUACCAACUUGCUGGACACCAUCACCAGGGCAGAGUGCUUCUUACAAGAGGGGUUUUAUUCUUGUGAAGCUUUCCUGUAUAAGAGCAUUCCUUUCUGGGAUGGCCUCUCUUGUCGGUCACAGAUCCUUCAGCUUGUGAGCUGGAUUCCUUUUAGUAGCUUCUCUGAAAUGAAGCCACUACUUUUUGACCAUCUAGCACAGCUCUUCUUUACAUCAACCAUUUAUUUCAAAUGUAGUGUUCUUCAGAGUCUGAAAGAGUUACUACAGAAUUGGCUGUUGUGGCUUUCUAUGGACAGCCACAGGAAGCCUAUGAUGGGCAGUCCUCUACAGACAACUUUGGGUGGAUCCAUGAACUCAGUGUCUAAACUGAUUCACUAUGUAGGAUGGCUGUCCUCUACUGCAAUGCGCUUAGAGAGCCACAGUACUUUCCUACUGCACUUUAUUUUGGAUUUCUAUGAGAAGGUAUGUGACAUAUAUAUAAAUCAUGACCUUCCAUUAGUGGUGUUGUUUCCUCCUGGGAUCUUCUACUCUUCACUUCUCAGCCUGGAUACCAGUAUCUUGAACCAGCUUUCUUGUAUUAUGCACAGGUAUCAUAAAAAUUUUACUGCUGCAAAGAAGAAUGAAUUGGUACAAAAAACAAAAUCAGAGUUCAGUUUCAGCACCAAGACUUGUCAAGAGUUUAAUCACUAUUUGACAACUAUGGUUGGUUGCCUGUGGACAUCCAAACCAUUUGAGAAAGGAAUAUAUAUUGAUCCCAUAAUCCUAGAAAAAACUGGAGCAGCAAAGUAUAAAAAUAGCUUAAAUUUAGUCCAUCACCCUUGUCUGUUGAGCUAUGCUGCUUCCUUUUUGCUACAGGAAGGCCCAGAAGAAAAAACAGUAAACAUGAGCUCUAUUCAGGGGAAGAAAUGGAACUGGUAUUUGGACUAUUUCUUUUCAGAAGGAUUCCAGGGCUUGAAAUUUUUCAUAAGAAGUAGUAUUCAUUCUGUCCCUUGAUCAGAAAGUAUAACCAUAAUGAUGAACAUUAAAUAAUGACACCUCAAAUAAAUAGCAUGCUAGACUAACCUUUUCCUUGUUGCUGGAAAGGCCAACUACCUCAACUUAGUUGAUUUUCUACUUGGAUUCACUAACACAAGUAUAGACUGGGACUGGGGAUUUGGCUUAGUGGUUCUGCUGCCUGCCUCACAGUUUGAUCCCCAGUACAAAAAAAAAAAAAAAGAUAGACUGGAUGUCUGACCAUGGUUUAGGAGAACCAUGGUGUGGCUAACUUAAUUUUUUUCAGGAAUUAGAUUUUUAGCCUACAUGUGAAAAAUCACCAUUUCUUCAUCAGGCUCUGCAUUCCACCAGAUUAUACAUGAAGAGACCCAUAUGCUUUGUGGUGGGAUUUUUUUUUUUUUACAUUUUUGUGUACUAUAAGCUGCUUUGGUGGAAGACAGCAGAUAAUACAGAGUGGUAGCUAAUUUGCUGACCUAUUCAUCAAAAUAUUCUGCUUCCUCAGUGAAAGCUCUAUAGAUACUGACAUUUUUCUUAAUGAGCAGUACCAACACUAAAUUAAUAGACGAUAAUGCACAUGACUAGGAUCCUGAAGUAGCUGAUAGCUUGUUAGGUCUUUACUGAUAGCAUUUUAAUGGGGGAAGGAAGGAGAGAAUUAUAGGGUUAAUCAAGAUAUUUCUGUUAAUGCUGAUUUGAUUUCAUGGAACUGCUCUA